GUUUUUUUUUUGGCGUUUCACACACACACACACACACACACACACGCUAGAAGAGCAUUUUUGUCCCACGCGUGUUUCCGUACGCUUCUAAGCUUGCCUCAUGAAGUCACCAGGGAAAAUGGCGGGUGCUGGAAAGAAAAGCGAAGCAGGAUCUCCCGGAGUUGGGUGGAUCAGCUCCGCAUUUCGGUUUGCGACAGACAGAAAUGAUUUCAGAAGGAAUCUUCUUGUGAAUUUAGGUUUGUUUGCAGCAGGAGUUUGGGUGGCUAGGAACUUGUCAGAUUUUGACCUGAUGUCACCUCAACCAGUCACAUAAUCCCAGUCUGAUGCUCACAGGGCUUUGGAGGAGGGCAGGACCAAUUUCUGAACAAGAAGAGAGCUUUCUACUAGAGGCAAUGACAGGACAAGACCCGAGGACAAAAUAGUAAACAGCCAAUGAACAUUGUUAAAGCUCUAGUAAAACAACUUCAUAUGGAAAACAGUGAAUAGCUGACUAUUACAAAUAAGCUUUAUUUAGAAUAAAUUAUGUUUCAUGUUUGUUAAA
Silurus meridionalis is the source of this 541-nucleotide messenger RNA. RefSeq names its product translocase of outer mitochondrial membrane 6 homolog (yeast) (gene tomm6). The transcript is spliced from 4 exons. Gene Ontology annotation, cellular component: mitochondrial outer membrane translocase complex. The coding region runs from base 101 to 313 and encodes 70 amino acids. Lineage: Eukaryota; Metazoa; Chordata; Actinopteri; Siluriformes; Siluridae. The record is from RefSeq and is a predicted model, not a curated record.